CCGUCCGAAUCAGUCUUCAGAUUCUGUACAUUUCAGAUAGGUAUCAGUAGUAUUGAUUCGGACAUUGAAAAGAGGAGUGUUACGCGGAGAAAAAUACAAUUCACUAGCAAUUUAGUAUAGUGAAGAGCAAUGUUAAAAUCUAAACCAUCUGUAAAUAUAGUAUAGAUUUUACUGACGCACCGAUGAAAACUGACGAUCGACAUCGUUGGAAUAGGCUUAAUUGUUUUGAAUGUGAAUUACUUCGUUUUGCAUUUUAAUUUCAACUCAUCACAUUUUUUUUUCUUCUAAAAUUAUGGAUGUAGUCUUGUUGUUGGAUUUUUAUAGUAUCAGAUGAUAAUAUAUUGGUGUGAUAAAUAUUCAAGAUCGAUUUCUUCAGCUUAUAUCUUAUCUUAAAAAUUUUUACUAAUUAUUUUUUAAUAAUUGUCGAACGAAACGAUGUCGUCGCAUUCUGUUUCUUCGACAACAUUUGUCGAUAAAAUAGAUCCAUUCAAGAAAGGAUCACUAAAAAGAAAGCAAAAAAAGUCUCAGGGAUCGUCCCGAUACAGAUCAACCAAUGAUGUAGAGUUGCAAGCUCUCCCACUACUCAAAGAUGUUUCAGCAUCUGAACAGGAGGAAUUAUUUAUCCGUAAACUUCGGCAAUGUUCAGUUGUAUUUGAUUUUAUGGAUCCUGUUUCAGAUUUGAAAGGAAAGGAAAUUAAAAGAGCAACUUUAAAUGAAUUAGUUGAUUAUAUAACUGCAGGGAGAGGUGUGUUAACAGAAGCUGUUUAUCCUGAAGUGAUUUGGAUGAUAUCUUGUAAUCUUUUUCGUACCUUGCCACCAAGUGAAAAUCCAGAUUUUGAUCCUGAAGAGGAUGAUCCCACAUUAGAAGCAUCUUGGCCGCAUUUACAACUAGUGUAUGAAUAUUUUCUUAGAUUUCUUGAGUCUCCAGAUUUUCAACCCACUAUUGGGAAAAAAGUGAUUGACCAGAAAUUUGUUUUACAGUUAUUAGAUUUAUUUGAUAGUGAAGACCCAAGGGAAAGAGAUUUUUUAAAAACUGUUUUACAUAGGAUUUAUGGCAAAUUUCUUGGUUUAAGAGCAUUUAUUAGAAAACAAAUCAAUAAUAUAUUUCUAAGGUUUAUAUAUGAAACUGAACAUUUAAAUGGAGUUGGAGAAUUACUUGAAAUUUUAGGAAGGUAACAAUAAUUGUAUAUUUCUUAAAGAAUUUUUAAAAUGUAAAAUAUUAAUGAUCAGUUAACUUUUUAUAUUUAUAAAAUAACUCAUGAUUAUUUUUGUAACUAAAAUGACAGUUACUGAAAUAGCUAAAAUUUUAACAUGUAAACAGGCAGCAUAAACUGCACUGAC
This is a messenger RNA of Centruroides sculpturatus (bark scorpion), 1341 nucleotides long. Its product is annotated as serine/threonine-protein phosphatase 2A 56 kDa regulatory subunit epsilon isoform-like. Gene Ontology annotation, molecular function: protein phosphatase activator activity. Lineage: Eukaryota; Metazoa; Arthropoda; Arachnida; Scorpiones; Buthidae. The transcript is spliced from 6 exons. Gene Ontology annotation, cellular component: cytosol; protein phosphatase type 2A complex; nucleus. The coding region runs from base 436 to 1176 and encodes 246 amino acids. Gene Ontology annotation, biological process: protein dephosphorylation; signal transduction. The record is from RefSeq and is a predicted model, not a curated record.